This is a messenger RNA of Cornus florida, 882 nucleotides long. Its product is annotated as probable gamma-secretase subunit PEN-2. NCBI's taxonomy places the organism in Eukaryota, Viridiplantae, Streptophyta, Magnoliopsida, Cornales, Cornaceae. The record is from RefSeq and is a predicted model, not a curated record. The transcript has 2 exons. Gene Ontology annotation, cellular component: gamma-secretase complex. Bases 96 to 557 code for a protein of 153 amino acids.
CCAAACGAUAGGGAAUUUGGUUCGAAGAGGAACUUGUGUAUAGUUUUGUAUAUUACACAAGGAGAGGGAGAGACUAGGUGCAUCGUGAGCUUCGAAUGGAGAGAACAGAGGACGUUCCCUCAGAGUCAACUGGCCUUAUACUUCCUCGCACCAAUCCAAGCGUCAACAACAUCACCAAUAGCAACAACCCUAAUUCUUCUUCUUCAUCUGCUUUGUCGGGUUCUGUGUGGCCAACCAUUGACGGACCACUGGGCCUCUCCGAGGAAGAUUCAAUCGGGUACGCCCGCAGGUUCUUCAAUUUCGGGUUCUUGCUCCUUCCUUGGCUUUGGGCCCUUAAUUGCUUCUACUUCUGGCCUGUCCUGCGUCACUCUCGUUCCUUCCCCCAAAUCCGCCGAUAUGUUGUUGGAUCAGCGGUUGGUUUCAUGGUAUUCACGGUUCUUCUCUCUUCAUGGGCCAUUACAUUUGCAAUUGGAGGGGAACGUCUAUUUGGCCAUUUUUGGGAUGAACUUGUAAUGUACAAUGUUGCUGACAGAUUUGGAUUGACUGGUUGGAUUUAGUUGUGCGCCUUCCUCUCUGAUAUCUAGCACGCAACGGAUUUGAACAGAUUUCUGUAUAUUCGUUUUUAGAAACAAUGUGAACGUGCAACUGGUUCAUAUUCAAUUACAGAAGGGCAGUUUGAGUAACAAAACACGACGUGUUUCUGCAUAAAUAUUGUUUCCGGAAUAAUGCUCAUUUCUGUUUUCAAUUUAGAUUCGAGUGUUAAAAGGGAACGUUUCUCUGUUAACACCUAAAAAAGAGAUGAAAAAAUGUGGGGGUUUGAAAACUCUUUAAACAUUUCUCUGAUUUUGGUUCAUUCAAAUGAAAUUGGCAUGUUAUUCUUCA